Molecule: messenger RNA, 1440 nt
Organism: Cladocopium goreaui
Lineage: Eukaryota; Dinophyceae; Suessiales; Symbiodiniaceae
Source: the annotation of a GenBank genome assembly
AUGGCCGCUGACAUGGAUUGGGAACGUGUAUGGCAAGGCGACUUUUCGCAGGUGCAGCAGUCCUUCCACGAAUCCCUUGAGGUGCGCUGUAUCGCCUCCAGUGGUCGCGGAGUGAUCACCCUGGCGCCGCUGCAUGCGGGGGAGCUGCUGCUGGCGGAACGAGCCCUGCAGGUUGCGCCGGAGAAAGACUUAGCGGAGAUGCUACAGAAGCAGCAGACGGAGCUGGAUGACCUCGCUUGGAAGAGGCUGGACUUGAUGUGUGAUGGAGGUGACUUGGCGGUUUUCUCCAAACCCGUCGCCUUGCGCGCGUGGCCAGGUGAAAUGGGACGGGAACGGAGCAGUUCCAGUAUCUCUCUGCCUUCCAUGCGCCGCAAGGUGGACCUCAACGCCUACCGCUGCGCGCCACCGGUCAGCGACUACGCCUUCAGCGAGGGCGGAACCGGAAGCGGAACGGGCGAGGAAGAACGGCACUCAAGCUACGGGGUGUUUCCAUUGGCGUCGCUCUUCAAUCACUCCUGUGCGCCCAACAUGUGCAAGGUCCUACUGGCUGACUGGGUGUUCCUGAGGGCCGCCCGGGACAUUGAGCCAUUGGAGGAACUCACACAGUUCUACUGUGAUAUCCGAAUGCCCGUGGAAAUGCGACAGAAGGAGCUUUCAGAGCUGUUUGGCUUCUCCUGCGCUUGCCCUCGUUGCCGCUUCGAACUUCAGCUGGAGAGUAACGAUGGUGACGGGUCACUCGAACUGUGGCGGCGCUUCUACAGUUGCGAGGUGCCCCUGGUGCAUCAGCGCUUCGCCUCGGAGCUGCAGGGCUUGGUGGAAGCGGCUGAAGCGGCGGUCAAGGCGAAGCUGGAGACGAUGGAUGGUCGUGCGACCUCACAGUGUGGUCAUUGGGCUCUCUGGCCCUUGGUGCCAGCUCUGCAGCAGCUUGCGGCGCGCUUGCGGCUAGAUGGACGAUUGGAGGAGAGCCUUGAGCUCUUUCGACGUGCUGAUGAAGUGGUGAGAUCAGUGGUUCCAUUGUCCAACAUUCAUUUGCGACUCCAUUCUGAGAUGCUGCUGACCUGCCGCUCCGACACAACGUUGGCCGAGAGUCUCUGGCUCGUGGCGGCCGGCUUCGGUUCGGGGCUGCAGGUGUGGCAAACGCUGGUUGGUUUCCGCUUGCCCCGCCUUGCCGCCCGAGCAGCCAGCCUGCCAGCACCAGUGGUGCCAGGGCGGUGCACCAUCCACUUCCGCUGGGAGGAGGGCUUGGGAAGCAGAAGUUUGUUGCUCUGGUCCGCUGCCUUCCGUUCUUCCAGUGAGAUUUGCUUAGACGCCUCCAAAGAUGUUUUGAUCUGCAAUGCACCAAACGCAGAAGAACUGAAAGUGAGCUGCUCCAAUGUUGAUGUGGCCAGAAUGGAAACAAAGUUUUCCCGCAAACGUCGCUGCCUAACAGUGAUCUUCUGA